Messenger RNA from Mya arenaria, 1320 nucleotides. RefSeq lists its product as uncharacterized. The record is from RefSeq and is a predicted model, not a curated record. The coding region runs from base 1 to 1320 and encodes 439 amino acids. The transcript is spliced from 2 exons. Lineage: Eukaryota; Metazoa; Mollusca; Bivalvia; Myida; Myidae.
AUGUCUGUGUUUAAUGAAGAAAAAUUUAAAGAAGGACUCGUUUCCGAACUGGCUUUGUUCGAUCUUCCCAGCACACAGACAAGUGUGACCAACAUCUACGAUGAGGAAAUUCGGCCAAUGUCGCAGACUUCUAGCGACGGUCCUUUUGAGUUCAGAAUUAGUGGUCAGAAUUCCAUGGAUUAUUUGGAUUUGAAAAAUUCGCGGCUGUUCGUGAAGGCGAAAAUCACCAAAGCGGAUGGUACCGCCAUCGGGGAUAAGUCGGCCAAUAAGGUCGGCCCCACAAAUCUGUUUCUACAAGCGUUGUUUUCCACUGUGGAAGUCACCCUUCAAAACAAAGCCACCAUCACGUGUAACUACAAUCCGUACAGAGCCUACAUUCCUACAAUCCUGAAAUAUGGACCAGACGCUAACAAUCAGCUGACUACACAGCUGUUCCAGAUGGAUGAUGCCGAUGCUCCAGACGUCACCGAUCCUAACGGUACUAACGAUGGACUCUAUGCGAGGAAUAAACUGGUGGCUGAUAGCAAGUGCGUCGAUAUGCAGGGCCCCAUUUUCCACGAUUUGUUCGAUAUGGACCGGUAUUUGCUGAAUGAAGUGGACGUAAAAGUCAAGCUGUACAGGAGUUCCAUCGAUUUCUGUUUAAUGGCUGGAGAUGCCGUGCCUUAUCGUUUGGUCAUUGAGGACAUUUACAUUCUUACACGAAAAAUUCGUGUGAACCCGGCUGUUAUAUAUGGUCAUUCCAAGAUUUUGGAAAAACAGAAUGCUCUGUACCCGUACAAUAAAACGGAGGUCAAGUCUGUCAGUAUUGCAACGGGCUCCACCACUUUCAGUUGGGAUAACAUGUAUCAGGGCAGACGUCCCAACAAAUUGAUUUUGGGUUUUGUCAAGAGUAAAGCUGUGAGUGGAGAUAUUAAAACCAACCCCUUCAACUUUGAGAAUUGCAGCAUUCAGCAAAUCGCGGUGUAUUGUGACGGUCUCGCUGUUGGAAGCAACCCGCUUAAGUUGGACUUCUCCUCUACUGGUGGUACCUCGACCAUACGCCCUUACACCGACUUACUGAUGUCUGCAGGAAAAUGGAGACAGGAUGAAGGCAGUCAUUUAGACAGAGCUCACUAUAUCAGCGGUUCUACCUUGUUUGUUUUUGAACUUGAACCAGAUUUUUCACACCACGGCGAGUAUUUGUCUCUGGCUAAAACUGGGAACGUACGAUUAGAUGUCGUGUUCAAGGAUCCCUUGACAGAGCCCAUGAGCUGUAUCGUUUACAGUCAGGGUCCAGGAUAUUUCGAAGUGAACAAGGAGCGUGAUAUUAUACUGUCAUAA